CACAAUUUCUAAACAAAAUUGAAAAAAUAUCCUUUCUUUCAGUUCCCCAAUAUAGAAAGAAGCUCACGUAUCAUAUCACAACAUACGUGUGAGAGUGAUGAAAGAAGAAAAUGCAAAAAUGGAGGAAACAGAGUUUCUAAAUCUCAACAAGAAGAACAAGUAUCCAUUGCUGAGCUAUGAACAACUGCCAGAUUACAUGAAGGACAACGAGUACAUCUUGAAGUACUACAGAGCUGAUUGGCCUCUCAAGCAUGCUUUCAUCUCCUUGUUCCUUUUUCACAACGAAACCCUAAAUGUUUGGACACACUUGAUUGGAUUUAUUGCAUUUUUGGUGCUGACAAUUGCAAACUUGACCGAUUUAUAUCAAGUGGCGGAUUUCCUUCAUGUUUCCAGAUGGGUUUUCUCAUCAGAUCAUUCUUUAAACAAUACUCGUCAAAUGAUGUCGUCAUACAUAGAUACAUCACCACAACAUAUAGAAGUGACGCGUUGGCCAUUGUAUGUCUAUUUGGGUGGUUCCAUGUUUUGUUUCGUGGCAAGUAGCGUGUGCCAUCUUUUUUCUUGUCACUCGCAUCAUCUGAAUUGCCGACUAAGUCAACUAGACUAUACCGGAAUCGCGGUUAUGAUCAUCGCCUCAUUCUUCCCUCAAAUCUAUUAUAUCUUCCAAUGCAACCCUGUGUGGCAAUACGUCUACCUCGGAAUUAUCACAGUUCUAGGUCUAUUCGCGAUCAUGGUGUUGCUUUCUCCUACACGAAUGAGAGGUAAAUACCGGUCCAUGCGUACUUUGAUUUUUGUGGCAAUGGGCCUUUUCGGGGUAAUACCCGCAAUCCACGCCACCAUCAUUAACUGGAAUGUGCCACAAAGGAACACGACUUUAGGAUUUGAAUCGGCCAUGGGGCUUUUUUACUUGGUGGGAGCCAUGUUUUAUGUUAGCCGAGUACCCGAGAAGUGGAGGCCGGGUUGGUUUGAUUUAGUCGGGCACAGUCACCAGAUAUUCCACGUCUUUGUGGUGAUGGGUGCCUUGGCACAUUACGUCUCUGUACUUAUACUUUAUGAGUAUCGUUUGCGAAUCGGUUGUGACUGAUUUUUAGCACAUGUAAUACGCAUUGUUAAAGUUACUAUCAUAUAUUAUACUUUGUCAUAUCAUUUUUAA
This is a messenger RNA of Helianthus annuus (common sunflower), 1150 nucleotides long. RefSeq names its product heptahelical transmembrane protein 1. Gene Ontology annotation, cellular component: membrane. Lineage: Eukaryota; Viridiplantae; Streptophyta; Magnoliopsida; Asterales; Asteraceae. Gene Ontology annotation, biological process: response to hormone. Gene Ontology annotation, molecular function: signaling receptor activity. The record is from RefSeq and is a predicted model, not a curated record. The coding region runs from base 98 to 1081 and encodes 327 amino acids. The transcript is spliced from 3 exons.